GUGACUUUCAGGGAUGUGGCCAUCAACUUCUCUCAGGAGGAGUGGGAAUGCCUUAACUCCACUCAGAGGGACUUGUACAGGGAUGUGAUGUUGGAGAACUACAGCAACCUGAUCUCGCUGGGAGAACCAAGAGAAGAAUCCUACAAUUUUGAAACACAAACCUCUUCCACGUGCCUACUUUUACCUUAUUAAACAGCUUCUGCCUGGCUGCUGGAUCCUAGGAGAGACUGCAUGGCUAACCAUAGGACAAUAUAUGACCACACAUGUUGAAUCAUUCAUCAUUAACUGAAAACAGAAUUUGAAAACCACAGUCUGGAUAGUUGGGGAGCUCACUGUUUCUGUGUCAUGAAAGCUUUUGAAUCCUUUGGCAGACAGAGGGCAAAGCGGAAUUCUGAGCAUCAUCCCCCAGGGCACUUAAGUGCGGCCAGAGCCUCGCCUCAGUGCCUAGAGGACCCAGCUUACCUUGGCCAGGUACAUCGCGAAGUCCAGGACUGCAUUUCCCAGGAAGCUUAGGGCCCAGUGUGUUGCAGGGUGAGUCGUCAAAGAGCUGCCCUGGGGGCUUUGUCAACGAAAAACUGCACCAGCUCUGCUUUGAUUAGCGCGCAGUGGCUUCCAGAGUGGAGUAAAGAAUGGCUGUUGAACAUCCACCAGGCUCCUGCAAGACUGUGAAUCAAGGUUGAGACCAAGAAAUUAUUUCUGAAAAAGGAUAUUUAUGGAAUAGAAUCAUCCUGAUGAGAGAUAAUGGAAAGACUUAUAAAAAACAGCAUUGAGUGUUCAAGUUUCAGAGGUGAUUGGGAAUGUAAAAGCCAGUUUGAGAGAAAACAGGAAUCUCAGGAAGGACAUUUCAGUCAAAUGAUAUUUACUUCUGAAGACAUGCCCACUUUCAGUACCCAGCAUCAGAGAAUACAUACUGAUGAGAAACUCCUUGAAUGUAAGGAAUGUGGGAAGGAUUUUAGUUUUGUAUCGGUCCUUAUUCGACAUCAGCGAAUUCAUACUGGUGAGAAACCUUAUGAAUGUAAAGAAUGUGGCAAGGCCUUUGGUAGUGGUGCAAACCUUGCUUACCAUCAAAGAAUUCAUACUGGUGAGAAACCUUAUGAAUGUAGUGAAUGUGGAAAGGCCUUUGGUAGUGGCUCAAACCUUACUCAUCAUCAGAGAAUUCAUACUGGUGAGAAACCAUAUGAAUGUAAAGAAUGCGGGAAAGCUUUUAGUUUUGGAUCAGGCCUUAUUCGACAUCAGAUAAUUCACAGUGGUGAAAAGCCUUAUGAGUGUAAGGAAUGUGGGAAGUCCUUUAGUUUCGAAUCAGCCCUUACUCGGCAUCACAGAAUUCACACAGGUGAGAAACCUUAUGAAUGUAAGGAUUGUGGGAAGGCCUUUGGCAGUGGUUCAAACCUUACUCAACAUCGAAGGAUUCAUACUGGUGAGAAACCUUAUGAAUGUAAAGCAUGUGGGAUGGCCUUUAGUAGUGGUUCAGCCCUUACUCGGCAUCAGAGAAUUCAUACUGGUGAAAAACCAUAUAUUUGUAAUGAAUGUGGGAAGGCUUUUAGUUUUGGAUCAGCCCUUACUCGACAUCAAAGAAUUCACACUGGUGAGAAACCUUAUGUAUGUAAGGAAUGUGGGAAGGCUUUUAACAGUGGCUCAGAUCUCACUCAACAUCAGAGAAUUCACACUGGUGAGAAACCCUAUGAGUGUAAGGAAUGUGAGAAGGCCUUUAGAAGUGGUUCCAAACUUAUUCAGCAUCAAAGAAUGCACACUGGUGAGAAACCCUAUGAGUGUAAGGAGUGUGGAAAAGCCUUUAGUAGUGGUUCAGACCUUACUCAACAUCAGAGAAUUCAUACUGGUGAGAAACCUUAUGAAUGUAAAGAAUGUGGCAAGGCCUUUGGUAGUGGCUCAAAACUUAUCCAACACCAGCUAAUUCACACUGGUGAAAAACCGUAUGAAUGUAAACAAUGUGGAAAGUCCUUCAGUAGUGGUUCAGCUCUUAAUCGGCACCAGAGAAUACACACUGGUGAAAAACCCUAUGGAUGUAAGGAAUGUGGGAAGAAUUUUAGUACAGGCUCAAGCCUUACUCAACAUCAGAAAAUUCAUACUGGUGAGAAACUUUAUGAAUGUAAGGAAUGUGGAAAGGCUUUUGGGAGGGGUUCAGAGAUUCAGCAACAUAAAAAAAGUCAUACUGGUGAGUAGCUCUGUGAAUUGGAAACUUAUGUUAGGAUUAUGUGGUAAGGAAGGACAUAGGACACAUAAGAAAAUGUGUAUUAGGGAGAGUCACUACAAAUGUAAUUAAGGUACAAAUGCCUUACUUAUGCUUUACAACUUCAUCUGAGAGAAUUUAUACAGGAAAAGAAAAACCACUCUGAAGAUCUCUAUCUAUAUUCAUUCUUUCAUUAUUUUUGGAAAAUUCAUACUUGUGAAUAUUAAAAAUUUUUAAACUGCUUAUUGUAUUUUGCCUUUAUUUUAAACAUUGAAAAAUUCAUUUGGGGGCUAACCCUGCUACUUUUGUUUACUGAUCCAUCUCAAAAUUAUUUUAAGUUAUUUAUUGAGGGUCUAAAUUCGCCCUUCUCCCUGUUUCUCAUUUGAAUGCCACUUAUUUAAUAGCCAUAUCUAUUUUUGUAUUUUUUAUUGCUUGUUUGAUGGUAAGUUAUAUUUUUAUACAUAUGAAGCAUGGAUAUCAGGUCAGUCUUCAUUUUCUAAAUUUGCAUAUCUGUGUAUCUGUGUUCCAUUUUGUUUGUGUUGUUACUGUUACUUUUAAGUAUUCUUUAAUAUCUUGUGGCUCUGUAUCUUUUGUUUUGGAAUAUUGUUUUACUUGCCUUUUAUAAAGUCUAUACCCUUUUUACAGAAUAGUUCUUCUCUAUAUUAAUGUAGAUAUGAACAAAAAAUAGUUAUCUGUAAUCAUACCAACCAUAGACAAUCAUUGUCAGAUUUUUGUAGCAAACUCUUUAAGACCAUGUCAUUGUUUUUGAAAGAAAGUGUGAUUGUGCUAUAUACUAUAACCAGCCUUUAAUAUUCUUUGUAAAUAUAUUGUUACUCUUCUAUUGGCUUGAAGGUAUUCACCUGUCUUUAUCAAGCCCCUAUUUUGUUAAGUAUGGAAAAUUUUGCCAUUAUAAAGCGUUACCUUGAUGGCUCCUUUUGAAUGUGUCUUUAUUUUUUUAUUGUUCAUUUCAGAGAAAAUGUAUGAGGUCUUUUCUGCUUUUAAAGAUUUAUACUAUAAUGUAUAAGUUCUGCUUCCCUUGACCAGCAUUGUUGACCCUAGUUAUUUUCCCACUGUUAACCAACUUAUUUAUUCUUCCAGAUCCUUUUAUAUGCAUAUAUAAUGUGCUUAUGGUAAUGUGGGCAUAAUUAGCUCACUUCAGAGGCUUGUUAUGUGGAUUCUACAAUUGUGCCUAUCACAUAAUAAAGCUUGCUUAGUAUUA
Molecule: messenger RNA, 3407 nt
Organism: Lutra lutra (Eurasian river otter)
Lineage: Eukaryota; Metazoa; Chordata; Mammalia; Carnivora; Mustelidae
Product: zinc finger protein 345
Exons: 6
Coding region: 742-2181 (479 amino acids)
Biological process (GO): negative regulation of transcription by RNA polymerase II
Molecular function (GO): RNA polymerase II cis-regulatory region sequence-specific DNA binding; DNA-binding transcription repressor activity, RNA polymerase II-specific
Source: RefSeq, a predicted model, not a curated record